UCGUCAUGUCCCAAAGCGGCAGGCUUGAGCUCGGCUGAGCGACAACCAGACCGAAACAUCACAGCAAAAGAUGAAAAUGUAGAGACAAAUCAGAGGAUGCGCACAUGAUGACGAUGGAAGACGGACUGGUGUCUGAAGACGAUAUAUUGCUUCGCUCGGAGAAGGAGUUUCAUGAUGCUGCGAAGAGGAAUGACACGGAGAGAAUGCAGGAGCUCAUCAGAAGAGGGGUGGACAUCAAAGUCAAAAAUAAGAUGGACCGUAAGGCCCUUCACUGGGCAGCAGGAGCCGGCAGUGAGAAGGCAGUGCAUCUGCUGCUGGACCAUGACAUGGAGGUGGAUGAUAUGGACAGCUUCGGUAUGAACCCUCUGCUCUUAGCCGCAUGGUUUGGUCACCUCUCGGUCCUAAAGCUCCUUGUCUCAACUGGGGCAAAGCUCACCUGUGAAAACAAAAAUGGCUUGAAUCUCUUGCACUGUGCUGCCCAGAGGGGUCACAUCAGUAUUUUGGAGUAUAUCAUGGAAGAUCUGGAAAGCGUGCAGCUUAAUAAAGUCGACAAGUCAGGUAAGACCGCGUUUCAUUUGGCCGCAGGGCAUGGACACCUGAAGGUGGUGGAGUUUCUCAUUGGGAUGGGCUGUGCUCAUGACCUCAAGGACAAGGAGGAAAACACUGCACUGCAUUUGGCAGCUAAGCAAGGCCACAGUGACAUCCUACAGAAGAUCAUGGACACCGGGGAGAGCAUUGAUGAAAAAAACAUUGAUGGCAUGACUGCUUUACAUCUGGCAGCUGAAGGAGGGCAUUAUGAAUGUGUCAGACUGCUGCUGGAGGCUGGCUGCAAUGUCAAUGAACUCACUCAUAGUAACAGGUCUGCUCUUCAUCUGGUGGUCCAGCAUGGCUCAGGAAGAGAGGUGCGACUGCUGGUACAGGCUGGGAUCCACCUGGAUUCAGUAGACACACAACAUACUUCAGCUCUACACCUGGCAGUGCUCAACAACUCCACAGGAAUAGUGAAGGAUCUGAUCGAUGCGGGAUGCGACCUGGACAUCGUUGAUGAUCGGCUUCAAACUGCUUUGCACAUAGCAGCAGAACACGGCUGGCUGAACAUCGCUGAAAUGAUCCUGAUAUCUGGAGUCAAUCUCAAUCUGCUCGACAAGCAGGGAAAGUCGUCACUGGAUGUAGCAGCUCGAGGCAAUCAUGUGAAUGUCGUUGACAUGAUUAUCAAAGCUGACAGAUUUUACAAAUGGGAGAAGGAAAAUGUGACGAGUGACUCUGACUCUCUGGUAGGAACGAGCCUUACCUUUAAACAAGAUCAUCGACAGGAGACACAACAUAUCCGAUCUGUCCUAUGGACACUUGCCUCCAAAUAUCUUAAACCAGGCGAGUGGAAAACACUGGCUCGACACUGGAAGUUCUCAGAAGCACAUAUUCGAGCCAUAGAGCACCAAUGGACAGGUACAAAGAGCUACAAGGAGCAUGGGCACAGGAUGCUGCUCAUCUGGCUGCACGGAGUGAUCACCGCUGGAGAAAACCCUAUCAAGGGUUUGUACGAAGGUCUGGUAGGAAUCUCAAGGAUCGAUCUGGCAGAAAGCAUGCGACAGCUGGCAAAUACUGAUCCAUCUUCUGCUAAAAAAUGCUCUACAAUGUAAUCUGAGAUUUAUUAAGAAAGGCCUAGACUGAGCACGUACCAACCAGGAGAUCAGAUGCUCUUCAAAUACACAGCACUGAUGAAACACAAAUACUCCCUAAAAUACAACCUCAGUGAAGAAAACUUAGCCGUUCACACCAAGAGCAAAUAUUUACAGCACACAUGACUUUGGACUGAAACAUUGUGUUUCUGUUGAAGAAAAUAUCACAGCAUUUUUUUUAGGAGAUCAUGUAGAUUCUUUUUUUUUUUCUCUGUCAGAAAAACUCAUCAAGCAAUGACAUUUUUGGUUAUGCUGAAUUUCAGGUUCUUUUUUACUGUUAUGCAUGUCUUUCAGUCCUAAAUUUAUUUGUAGAUGCAACAUUUCUUCUGUAAUGGUUAUGUUUAACACUAGAAACAAAUAAAAUUCUAAAGAAG
This is a messenger RNA of Carassius carassius (crucian carp), 2053 nucleotides long. Its product is annotated as ankyrin repeat and death domain-containing protein 1A-like. Gene Ontology annotation, molecular function: protein binding. Bases 105 to 1640 code for a protein of 511 amino acids. Gene Ontology annotation, biological process: signal transduction. The transcript has 15 exons. Lineage: Eukaryota; Metazoa; Chordata; Actinopteri; Cypriniformes; Cyprinidae. The record is from RefSeq and is a predicted model, not a curated record.